Strongylus vulgaris is the source of this 285-nucleotide messenger RNA. Lineage: Eukaryota; Metazoa; Nematoda; Chromadorea; Rhabditida; Strongylidae. The record is from the annotation of a GenBank genome assembly.
AUGAAGUCUCUUGGUGUGACCCAUUACCGAUUUUCUCUCUCUUGGCCUAGGAUCUUUCCGACUGGUGUCGGCAAGACAAACCCUAAGGGAGUAAAGUACUACCACGAUGUCAUCGACGCUCUUCUCGAGAAUGGCAUCAAACCAAUGAUAACUCUCUACCACUGGGACCUUCCGUUGGCUCUUCAUGAUCAAGGCGGAUGGUUGAAUCGGGAUAUUAUAAAAUGGUUCCGCCUUUACGCUGUUUUCUGCUUCAAAGAAUAUGGCGAUAAGGUAACAGCUACAUGA